AUGCCUUCUCACCCUCAGGAUGAUAGUAGCCAAUAUUCAUACCAGGAUUCUGCAUCCUACACUGGCAAGCAGGAAGAGGAAUCCGUGGUCAACGAAGGUGACACCAUUCGCGAUCACUUGUUGGAGGCAGUAUCUGGUCUAUCAGAAUUAGAAUUCAAAUUUGUUGCUGAGUCUCUCAAUCAAUUGGGAGAAAUAAUACGUCACAGUGUUCCUCCAUACACCAAAGGUACACUUGAAACUCUUCCUCAACGAAAAAGCAAAUGGGUCUCACAGACAAGGUGGAGGGGCUUAGACUAUGGUGAGGUCUAUUUCUGGGAGACGGAGGAGGACAAAAAGGAAGAAAUCAUUGAGCAGGUGAAUACAACAGUGAAACAAGCUAGAAGGUUUGUGCAUCACUACACUAGGAGUCCUGGCGAUGGUUACAAGUCUCAAGCCGAAGCAGAGGACGCUUAUACAGCCCGCUGCAAUAGUGACGCCUUAGAGCACCAAGAAGAGGAGAGAGAAGAGGAAGAGGAUGAAUGGCAUGAUUGUAAGAGUGAGAUAGAGAAAAUCAAUCAAUCCGGAGGUUGUAAGGGGUCACCUAUGAAAAUGUCAUUUGCAACUGUUUAUAAAAGAAAAUUCCUCAUGAUUGAAUUCUCCGACUCUACGACCAUACCGUCCGAUUGUCUUAGUGAUCGGAAGAGCGAUGAAACUCCCAUUUUUCACACGGAAGAAGAAUCAACCGACUCGGUACGCUCUUAUCUCUCAGAUAGAGUGGAAUCUUUAUCCCGUCUAGAAUUUAGACUCACUGCUGAUUUUCUACGCUUCUUCAGAGGAAAUUCUUUCCCUAUUUAUGAACCCGACGAGCUCGAGGAGACAAAAGGACGUUCAUCAUGGAUCUCCCAAAUCAGAGAGGCGGGGGAAGUAUUAGGUGAUGUGGACGACCUGGAGGAGAAGAUUGAGAUCGCCCAUCAGGAGAUCUGGAGUGAGCUGUUGGCUUCAAUAACAGAUGGAGACGGGUCAAUGACUGAGGAGGAUGAAGAUGAUAAGACUUGA
Messenger RNA from Tremella mesenterica DSM 1558, 1035 nucleotides. RefSeq lists its product as uncharacterized. The record is from RefSeq and is a predicted model, not a curated record. Lineage: Eukaryota; Fungi; Basidiomycota; Tremellomycetes; Tremellales; Tremellaceae. Bases 1 to 1035 code for a protein of 344 amino acids. The transcript is spliced from 4 exons.